CGUUCGCUUCCCGUACACUUGUCCCUCGACAAUCCGCCAUCGACACCAUAAUUCAUGCGACGGCAACGAAGGCAACGGAAGCGACGACGUAAUCAUUCACAUUCAACCUCACCUUGACCCUACCUGGACCUAGCUGGACCCCUACCUGAUACGUAAAUCAUGGGCGACACGACGAAAAAGUCAAAAACUCCUCCCUCAUCAGCCGGCACACCCUCGGGUGGUCCAAACCGGAGAGUUGACGUGUUUCUCGCCUUGGUCCGCAAGGACAUGCUGAACACUAGAAUCCACACAUAUUGGCCUGUCUACGUCGCGUAUGGACAGAAAGCCUACCACAUGAUCGACAUACUUACCGCUCACGAGUGAGCCCUUGACGGGCAGACUACUGAGUGGUCACGUUUACCAUAAUCCUCGGAAAGACGUCUUAUGCUGUGGGUCAGAGUUUCAUAAGGACACAUUGGCGUUGCGUUACAUGAUAUGGCAUUCCUGGGCUACUUAUUUCUUUGUAGGGGUCCUCGCGUCUCACAUUGUCCCUGAAUCAUCAUUUCCCCCUCAACUUCUUAAAUGAAUCCCAAGGAGAGCUACCGCUAUAUAUUUCAACUCUAAAGGGCUGUGUCAUUCGGGCGACGACGAUGGAGAAAGUCGUGGUAAUAGAUGCGAGGACCAGAGAAGGUCGAGGGCCGUCUAUGGCCUCAUCCAUCGCAAGACCAAUACGAACAACAACACACAUAUCAAGACAAAAGGGAGUGCCGCA
Molecule: messenger RNA, 751 nt
Organism: Sodiomyces alkalinus F11
Lineage: Eukaryota; Fungi; Ascomycota; Sordariomycetes; Glomerellales; Plectosphaerellaceae
Exons: 2
Coding region: 160-363 (67 amino acids)
Source: RefSeq, a predicted model, not a curated record